Messenger RNA from Colossoma macropomum (tambaqui), 1494 nucleotides. It is a transcript of the gene vimr1, whose product is annotated as vimentin. Bases 108 to 1301 code for a protein of 397 amino acids. Gene Ontology annotation, molecular function: structural constituent of cytoskeleton. NCBI's taxonomy places the organism in Eukaryota, Metazoa, Chordata, Actinopteri, Characiformes, Serrasalmidae. The record is from RefSeq and is a predicted model, not a curated record. Gene Ontology annotation, cellular component: intermediate filament; cytoplasm; plasma membrane. Gene Ontology annotation, biological process: intermediate filament organization. The transcript is spliced from 3 exons.
UUGAGCCAGCUAAAGAAAGAGGGACGCAAGUGAGCAGACGCCGUCGUCCGAGGUGGAACUAUAUCCUGAGAACUAGCAACAACUCAACCUUCCAAAAGAUCACAAACAUGAGAGGCUCUUCCUAUUCCCAGAAGACCCUGACGGUCAGCGGAUCCAGCAGGACACGGGUUCAGAGCCCUUCCCCUUCACGGUGCCGGGGGUCCUCCUACACCCGUGGCCGGGCUGGCUUCCAGGGGCAAGCUGUGGAGGUGGGCACAGAGAUCCACAAGCACCAUGCUAACGAGAAGGAGGAGAUGCAGGAGCUGAACGUGCGAUUUGCCGGCUACAUCGAGAAGGUCCAGGCCCUGGAGCAGAGGAACGCAACCCUCAAAGCAGAACUAGAGGUCCUGCAGAACCGCUUCAAGGGUGGACCAUCUGGCCUUGGGGAGGAGUACGAGGCCAAGUUUAAAGAGAUGAAGGACCUGAUCGAGGCGCUGACUGCUGAAAAGGGCGCGGCUGAUAUUGAGAGGGGCUACCUUGAGGAGGAGGUGGAGGUGUGGAGGCUGAAGUUGGAGGAAGAGCUGGCGCUUAAAGAGGAGGCCGAGAUAAUCCUGCGUGAGUUCCGUCAGGAUGUGGACAAUGCCACACUGCAGAAAGCCGACCUGGAGAAGCGUGUUGAGCAGCUGGUGGCUGAAAUAGAGUUCCUCAAGAAGCUCCACGAUGAAGAAGUCGCUGACCUCCUCAAGCAAAUCGAGGAGUCCAAGGUGACCGUGGAGCUGGACUCUGAUAGACCCGACCUGGCUGCGUAUCUGCGCAAGAUGCGCAGCGAGAUUGAAGCCGUGGCCGCCCGCAACGUCCAAGAGGCCGAGAAGUGGUACAAGGGCAAGUUUGACACGCUGAAGGAGCACGCCAGCAAGCAUGAGACCCAGAUGCGGACCAUGAAAGAAGAGAUCACCUCCUACCAAAACCAGGUGACCGACCUGCAGAACCAAAUCGACGGGUUACGGGCACGGAACGCCGCCCUGGAGCAGCAGCUGGAUGACAUGGAGGUGGCACACCUAGACAAGGUGGCUGGAUUGGAAGCCAUUAUUGCCCAACUAGAGAGUCAGCUGUGCGAGACCAAAGUGGAGAUGGCCAAAUACAUGGCUGACUACCAGGAGCUGCUGCACAUUAAGCUGAAGCUAGAUGCGGAGAUCGCCACCUACAGGAAGCUGCUGGAAGGAGAGGAAAAGAGGCUCGGAAUUCCGGUCACCGAGACUGUGGCAGAGGCAAGAACCACAUCUGUGUCCAGCAGCGUGGAGACUCGUACAGCCACUGAAUGAAUCCCUCCUAAACCACCACCCUCAUCCCCAGACAUCCCUACCGCUCCUACACCCAUGUCCGGCUACGCUCUGGUUAACUAGGCCUUCUGGAAACACGAAACCAUCUCUAAAAAAUGCCCAAGCCAAAGUCUCCUGUAGCAUAUCUAAUGUGAACGACACCAAAUACUUCUUAAUAAAGCUUGACCCAAGUGCA